Messenger RNA from Vicia villosa (hairy vetch), 669 nucleotides. RefSeq lists its product as uncharacterized. The transcript has 2 exons. Bases 1 to 669 code for a protein of 222 amino acids. NCBI's taxonomy places the organism in Eukaryota, Viridiplantae, Streptophyta, Magnoliopsida, Fabales, Fabaceae. The record is from RefSeq and is a predicted model, not a curated record.
AUGGAUAACACUGAUGAAGAGCUACUAAAGUCAAUGCUCAAGAAGGAACAUCAAUAUGGAAGUUCCUCUAGGGAAAAGAGAAGAACAGUGAUAGAUCAAAGUCGUGAAGAAUGGCACAAUCAUUUAUUUAAUGACUACUUCUCGAAAAAUCCAGUAUAUAUAGAUGUUCAAUUUCGAAGAAGGUUCAGAAUGCAUAGGCAUGUGUUUCUUCGAAUUGUAGUCGUCCUUGGAAAUCAUGAUGAAUAUUUCCAAAUGAGGGUUGAUGCAACUGGUAAAAUGGGUCUUUCACCAUUGCAGAAAUGCACAUGUACUAUUCGUAUGUUGGCAUAUGGGUCUCCCGCUGAUAGUGUAGACGAAUAUGUUCGAAUCGGUGAAAGCACUUCAAUUGAAUGCUUAGAAAGAUUCGUUCGGGGUGUGAAUGUUCUUGUGUAUCUUGGGGAGCCGCCCGUUCAAUAUUCAGCCUUGGUUCUGCUAUCCUAUAUUGCAUUGCACGUGCCAGACAGUGAAGAACUUGCUCGAGUUGAGGUUCUUGGAGUUCUUGAAUGGGCAUCCAAGCAACUUAACGUGACUCAAGAUGAAACCGUCACGAUGUUAUUGCAGGAGUCCAAGAGUAGGCUGGAGCUUUACCAGUCUAGAGGUUCAAGAGGGUUCCAAAAAUUGCAUCAAUAG